Messenger RNA from Poecilia reticulata (guppy), 5656 nucleotides. Lineage: Eukaryota; Metazoa; Chordata; Actinopteri; Cyprinodontiformes; Poeciliidae. The record is from RefSeq and is a predicted model, not a curated record.
UGUAUCUGCAAUCCCAGGUCCAACCUGCCAAAGGGCAAAGACAGCUAAACUUGGUCUCUGUCACUCUGUCUCUCCAGCCUUUUCCUCUUGGGCAGCAUUAAAGACAAACGUUAGAAAAUAUCUGGACUUUUUCGCCGUCUGAUAAAAGAAAGGAAGUUCUGAUUUACAAAGAAGAGUCUGGCUUAAGAGUUUUUCACGCUGGAAUACCCGGUAGGAUUAAAUCGCUCAGAGGAGUGAGGAAAAUCCUGAUGUUUUGUCUUCAUGGAAACAUAAUCUGCUGAAGGAUUGAAGCCUUUUCAGAAGGAUUUUAAUUCUGGAAGUAUGACUGAAGCAGCUGAAGCUCGAUCGUCAGUGACAACCACCAUGGUCAUCGACGGGAAGGCCGGGGACGCCGGCUCGACGACUCUCCGGUCGUCGAAGAAAACGUUUACGGAUGACUUCUACUCCACGUUCAGCUCCCCUCUGGCCUGGAUCCUGGUUCUGGCACUAAUCAUCACCUGGACAUGCGUGUUCAUUAUUAUGUUUGAUGUGGCCGACUACAAGACCAUUGCAGGGGGCCUCAGUAAGUUCGGCUCAGAUCCUGUGAAGGUGGUGAACGAUGCCGUGGACGAAUCAACAAACAUUAUUAGCGCCGUGUUCAGUUUCGCUGCGAACCUCAUCGCUCCAGACGAAGAAGAAGGAACGCUGUAUGCAGUGAGGAAAAAAGGUUUGUGCUACAGCAGCUUCAUCCAGUCAUUCAUGCUUUCUCAAUCGUUAAUUUUUUGUGCAGAUGAGGAGGAUGAAGAAGCUGCAGCUGCUGAUGAAGAGGAUGAAGAAGCUGCAGCUGCUGAUGAAGAGGAGGAGGCGUCUCCUGAACCCGUUUCCACCUCAGACGAUGAAGAGGCGUCUCUGUCUCCUGAUUCCGACGUUCCCGUUGUCGUCACAGGCAGCGAUGAAGACGCGCCUGACGAUGAUGAUGAUGUCAAAGAUGAAGAUGACAGCAGUGACGAUGCGUUUGUGGAUUCCUCAGAAAUCAGUGACUCAGCACUUCUGUCCAGUGAGGAAGAUGAUGAAGAUGACAGACUUGCAGCGACGUCAGACAGCGAUGAUGUCAUCGGAGAGGACACUGAGGAAGACUUGGAUCUAGAUCUUCAUCACAUAGCAGUUUCUAGUGAUGAAGAGGAAGAUCUUAAAGUUAAAGAUGAGGAAGAUCUUUCUCCUCUACCACCUGUCGAUGAUGAUGAUGAUGAUGAUGAUGAUGAUGAUGAUGAUGAUGAUGAUGAUGAUGAUGAAAUAAAGGUUUCUGAGGAAGAUGAAGAUGAUCUGGACCAAUCAGACGACGUUUCUGUGGCUUCCUCUGAACUGUUUGCAGAUGAUGAAGAUGAAGGUAAAGAUGAAGACCUUGAUAAGGACGACCUCAUUGACCUUCAGGUUGAUGAAGAUGAAGAUGAUCUUGACAAACCUUUAGAGGAGGAAGAAAAAGAAGUAGCAGAGGAGGAAGAGGAAGAGGAAGAGGCAGAUAUUCUUCCUUUGGUCAGCUCAGACAGUGGAGUGUUGGGCGACGAAGAUGACGACGAUGAUGAAGAUCUUGAUGAAGAAUCUCUGAGUGAUGAUGAAGAUGAAACAGAGGAAGACGAUGUUGAGACGAGCUUCGAUGAUGAAGAGGAGAAAGAAGUGAUAGAAACACUGGUUGGCACUGAGGAAGACAUUGAUGAAGUCGAGGAUGACGAAGGUGAAGAUGAGGAAGAUGAUGAUGAUGGACUUGAUGACAUCAUGUUGUCAGCCGCCAUUGCAGCAGCGAUCACUGGCCAGGAGGUGGCAGCAAAGACCACCAUAGAUGAUGAAGAGGCUGAAGCUGAUAAAGACAAGGUGGAGGAAGAUGAAACGGAAGAAGCUGAAACCAGCCAGCCUGCUGCUCCCGAGGAGAAAGAUGAAGAAGAAGCUGAAGAACCUCUUCCUACGCCUCAGAAAACCAUCGACAAAUCCGAAGAUAAGGAAGAGGAGUACGAUGAAGAUGGAGACGAAGAAAAGGCCACAGUGGAUGUGAUUAAACCUGUGCCUGAGCCAGAGGAGGAAACACCCAAAACAGAACCAGCAGAGUGUCCCUGCAUGCACUCUGCAAAGACGAAAGAGACUGUUACCAAGACUGCAGAUAAAAAAGAUGCUCCCAGGAGGGUGUCGGCUGUGCGACGGAAAAAAGAACAGGAAGCUGUGAAGAAGAUAGAUGAAAAGCCAAGAAGACAAGCUCUUCCAAGAUUUCCAGCUCUGGAGCCAAAAGCCAAGAGAAUCCGAAGAUUAGCUCCUCUUCUGAAAGCUAAGAUAAAACAGAAGAGCAAGAUGUCAAAAACAGUGAUGGAGACCAAGCAACAGGAAGAGACCAUAGAGUCUGCACAGGAAGUCAGUCCCUGCAGACCUGCUCCAGUUUACUGCCCGGCCCCCCCAGGAUGGUACGUUCAUCACAUCGUCACAGACAAUCCGUACCCUCCUCCAACCAUGUCAGCUCCCUCUGCUCCGAUUGUGACCGUUCACCCUCCAGCUCCUUCAUCACAGCCUCCAUAUCAGCAGCCUCCUCCUCCACUAAUGCAGCCGCUCUAUGCUCACUAUCAGCCAUAUCAGCCACUAGUGCAACCUGUAAUGCCAGCUCCUGCAGAGCCUUCUCCACCAGUACAACCAGAACAGCCAGAGGCUCCACAACCUGAACCACCGGUGGAGCCUGAGGUACCGACUCCAGCUGCUGAAGCUCCGCCAGCAGCAGCUGAAGUCCCGGAACCAGAGAAAGUUGUGGAAGAACCAAAAGCUCCCUCAAUGAAGAAAGUUGCAAAGAAAAAAACCAAGGUUGCUGAUUCAGUAAAAGAGAAGCUUCCAAAGGAGAAAUCCAAACUUCCAGCUGAAGCUAAAACAGAGAAGUCUGCAAAAGUGAAAUCAAAACUUCCAACUGAAGUUAAAAAAGAGAGGCCUGCAAAAGAGAAAACCAAAUCCAGAAAAGAGCCUGCAGCUGUACAGCAGAAGAGGAAAUCAGUGUCUAAGAGGACAGCGCCGGCUGUCAAGAGCAAAGUCAAAGCAUCCAAAGAUAAGAAAGAACCAGAAUCACGUCCACAGCCUCUGAGACUGAGGACGAGACUGGAAGCUGGCAGGACGACAAACGUGACCACUAGAGCCGAGCCAAAGAAACCAGUCAGAGUUUCCUUUAAGUCAGAAAAAACUGCAAAGGCUGAAAAGAAACCAGCCAGAGAAGCUGAAGAUAAAGUCAAACAGCCACCAAAAACUCAGGAGCCUGAGACUGAAGACAAUGUUACAGAGAAGACGGAAAAGAAGAAACCGAGUCAGAAAUACUUCCAGUGCAUCUAUUUCCCAGGAAAACACGCACACUACCCUUUACGACCUUUCACCCCGGCCAUGUCUCCCGCCAUGCUGUCCCCUGCUGUACGGUCGAUGCUGGAGCAGCAGAGAGCAGCCAGGGCAGCGGGCCACUGACCCGACUGACGGACAGAUCUCUAAUUCUGUGACUUCCUCUGCCUGCGAUUCAGACACAGGCAGGAAAACGCAAACAGGACGGAUAGAUUUUAGUUAUUAACUGAUUUAUUCAGUGGUUGAGCUGCUGGGGACGCUCCUGAAAUGUUCUCAGUCUUUUGCACCCACAGCUACUUUUACUGCAGUACAUUGUGACUAUGUUUAGAUUUUCUUUGCAAAUACAAAAUAAAUUUCCAAUCAACCCUUUUAUAUAUAUAUAAUUUAUAUAUAAUUUUAACCACAAGGAAUUUCAAAGCCGACAGUUUUUACCUUUAUCUGCUCCACUACUAAAUGUCACAGCAGUGACCUGCUGUUCGUCACAGAUCACCUGUGGGUGCAAGAGAUUAGCAUGCUAGCAGUGAAGACUCCACACCCAGAGGCUCCCACUUUUAUCCCAGCAGCGUUCCCGUCUCCAAACAUCCAGCAGUAAAAUCCUGCUGCAUGGUAAUAAAAACUGAGAGGCUCUCUGUCAGAGAACAGGAUGCUGUCCUGGUCUAACCUUUAAAUAUUCAAAUUACAGCCAUUUCUCCUCCUAUAGUCUGAAUCCCAGAAAAGAAGCCAAUUCCUUCCUUUUUCAUGCCAUCAAGUGAGACCCAACUGCAACGCAAAAAUGUGCUUUUACAAACAUGCAUAUAUAAAACAAUAAUUUAAAAAAAAGAGUAUGUUAAAGAGAAACAAAACGAGAAAAAUGUUGUACAUUACUGUACAAAACAAAUUAUAGCAAAAAUGAAAAGUAUUGCGAUUUAAAUAUAUGGAAUUAGAACUGGGUAAUGUGGAGAUUUCUACUUAGCAGUGUGUGUCAAAAUUUGCAAACAAUAAUAUUUAUCUGCAGGAGUUUUAACGUGACGCGUUUGGAGACGGGGAAACUGCAGGACAACUUAGACGUGACCAACUGAAGCGAUGCGGUGAAUGAAUGUAGUUUUCUUAUCGGCCUGUGAAGCGGGCCUGAUACGCUGUCGUUGUUUUACCUCGAUUCUUCUCGGUUCUGGUGAUGUGACUCAGCAACAAGUUCACCGUUCUGGUUUUAUGACUUGCUGAGCGCUGCUAGACAUUUCCUUCUGUUGUCUUAUUGAAUAGAAAUCUAUGCUACUGUAAAGGAACCAAAAGGGAGUUUCUACUCCCACGAUGGUUCACUCCUGAUGGUUCUGUGCACGAUUGUUAAAAUUAAAUAUUUUAUUUAUGUGACAGAAUAGUCCAGGGUACUCGUACUGCUGCAGAGGGGCUAAAUAAAGCAGUUUGACAUGUGGGACUGAAGUGCGGCUAAGCUGCGCCGAAUUAUGCGCUAGCUGAUCUUUUUGAAAUGUUAGCAAUGAGUAAAGAAAAACUAUUAAAGUGCAGAGUUUAGUUUUGUAAACCUGCAGAGAUUUUAUGUCAUGUAAACCAGCGGAUCCCCGACAAUCCGCGUUUUCUGAGGAAUUCAUUUCCAAACUAUUCACAGAAAAAUCCCAGAUUCAAGGAUUUAUUUCUUACAGUGUUUCUAAAAUAUUUGAAAGAAAAUGCAGCCUGGGAAGCUGAAAUAUUUUGGCACAAUUCUACUUGUCGUUCGCAAAGCAGCCAAUCCAGAGACGAGCCAUUUCAUUUUCUAGGCACUGACUGGCUGACCAGAGAUGACGAUGAAAAGAGGAGUGCUAAGUUUCCUCUGUGCAUAUUAAUGAAUGUUAAGGUAUAUUUGGAGUUUGAAUAAUGUUUAGAGGUGGACUGGAGUAUUUUUGCUGCUUGUUGGUGACUUUGGUCCCAAACCCAUAAAUACCAGGGAUCCACCAUUUAUUACCAAAAAAGUCAAAGUUCUGAGAUUCAUGGACAAUGUGGACAUUUCUGACAAGUUUUCCAAAGCUGCUCAAAUGUGUAAUUCUUUGUUAAUUUUGAGAUUACCAGUUACCAUUUAGAGCAAACUUCCUCAGAAAGUCAGAACGUUUGGGUGGAAAGCAUCAUUUUAUGUCUGCCAAACGUCUCGUUUUGGUUCACUAUGAUGCAUUUAACCCUCAGGUUUGUUGAAAACUUUGAGUCCAAAUCUAAAAUGGGUUCCAGGAAACUCUGGUCUCAGUUCUUCACAGGACCGGCCUGACCACAGGGAACGUGUGUGUCGGCGUGGCCUUAAAUCACACCUGCAUACCAGGUGUUGGCCUUCAGUCGUGUUUGCAGCUUAUUUUUGUGUUAUUUACAUUAA